This is a messenger RNA of Planococcus citri (citrus mealybug), 972 nucleotides long. RefSeq lists its product as uncharacterized. The coding region runs from base 236 to 913 and encodes 225 amino acids. The record is from RefSeq and is a predicted model, not a curated record. NCBI's taxonomy places the organism in Eukaryota, Metazoa, Arthropoda, Insecta, Hemiptera, Pseudococcidae. Gene Ontology annotation, cellular component: extracellular region. Gene Ontology annotation, molecular function: chitin binding. The transcript has 4 exons.
UUCAAUGCACAUUUAUUAAAUGGAACAUACAUAAUAAAGUUAUGUUACAAUUACCGCCCAUCGAUUACAUAGUAGGUACCCCAACAUUAACGUGACAUUAUUCUUUAAAAAUCAAAUAUGUACCAGCAAAGUGAAUUUUUAUGGUGCACAUUUCGCAUUCAUGUUAUUUUAUCAGUCAAUGUGCAGAUGUGAAGCGAAUCACUCUUCGGUGUUAAUUUAAAAGUUUAAAAUUAAAAUGCAUUUUUUAAAUUUACUCACCCAGGUAAUUAUUCCUAUUUUGAGUGUGGUGUUUUUAGUAGACGCUGCCAAAUUGAAAAAAAGAACCUCGAACCCAUAUUACGGUCACCAAAACGCAGGGUACGAAGCACAGGCAUCAAAAGAAGAUGAACAGGAUUUUAGCGGAAUUCCAGGUGAACCAGGAGUAGACUACCCUCUCUACCAUUCAGUGCCAGAGACAAAUUUCAAUUGUGCAGCAGUACCUCAUGCUCCUGGCAUGUAUGCAAAUGUUGAAACAGGAUGUCAAGCUUAUCACGUGUGCCAUGAUGGACGCGAAGGUCACCAAGGAGCUUCAUUUCUAUGCGGUAACGGUACUUUAUUCAAUCAACAAGAAUUCACUUGCGAUUAUUGGUACAAUGUUGACUGUGGUCAAGCGCAAUCUUUAUACAGACUGAAUGCUGAUCCAGAAACCAAUCCAUUCAAUCCUAAACAAAAAUCCAGCGAAGAAACAGUAGACACAGACGCUUACAAAGCCACCCCGCAAUACUACUCGUAUAAUAAACCAACUCAACAAUAUUACAAACCCACCCCUCAAUAUACUCGUAAAGCACCGUCAUCGCAAUAUUAUAAACCAGCAUCGACACCAUAUUCUCGGUCAACAGUUCCAAAAUACUAUCAACCCAGUAGCGACUACUGAAACAAGCCAUAUUGAAUUUCAACCAGAUGCCAUUUUUGUUUUAUCUGUUAUGUAUUUGA